ACACACACACACACACACACACACACACACACACACAUGCACGCACACACGUUUAUGUAUGUAUAUAUACAUAUAUAUAUCUUUUAAAGCAAUAAUCAUAUAACGCUAACUCGUUCUCAAGGCCCGGUCACACAGCCUUUCGCGUCUGUAUCGCGGGUAAAAUUUCGCGAUUUUUUUUUGCCCGCGGUUGCCCGCGGUGGAAAAUGUGCAAAAUUGGCUAACCCGCGGUUUACCCGUGCUAUGCCCGCGGAACAGACGCCGGCGACUGUUCCGCGUCCUUAUCGCGGGUGAAGCGCGGCUGAAGCGCGUCUUUAUCGCGACCUCAAAGCGUCCAACAGCGUCUGCUUCACGGGCAGAAUUUUUUGGCCGUGAUUCAGCCGCGAUACGCCCGCGAAAGGCUGUGUGACCGGGCCUUUAACAAGCUAUCAUGUAUCGUUUACAUUUUUAAUUCUUUGUCUCUCUUCCUCUCUCUCCCGGUUUCUGUCAGUCUGUCUAUCUCUUUCUGUCUGUCUCUCUAUCUGUAUGUCCGUCUAUCUCUCUCUAUUUGUUUCUCUAUCUGUCAUUUUAUGUCUGUGUCUGUCAGCACUACAGGCCUGACCACUACCAUCAGACAGCUUAUAUUAUCCUUUAUUGUCGUCUUACCUGCCAAGAACCCUCAACAGCCUGCGUCCUGGGGAUCCCUCGGCCCUGAAGCCGUGAGCACCGUCGCUAAGAAGCUGUGUAACGUCAAGAACUUCAAGAACUUAACCGGAAGCAAAGACGACCCCGUAGAGUGCGAGGACUUGACUCUGCUGCCGACGAAGUACCUCCUGCCCCUGGACUGGACGCAGAACCAGAGGCUCUUCGCCAAGGGGUCGGGAGAAUACUUCUUUUCGAAGUUCAACUCCACCUUCGUGAUCCACUUGUUCAGCGCCGUGACCAGCAAGAGGAAAGCCCACGUCGGAGAGAACAGUAUCUACGAAAUCGCAGCGAAGACGUUUUGUCCUAUCACUUUCAAGCACGCCACAGCAGAGUCCGAUGUCUUCUGAUAACUUACUGUGAUCAAGAUGUUUUUUUUUUAUAAUAUAUUUUUGUAAAGAAGUGGUACAUGCCUUCGUCUCCGUGCCUUAUGAUGUUUACAAGAAGAGAUGAGAGAUUUCCUGAUGGUUGUUGAUACGAUUAAGACAUGAAAUAUUUAUUUAUUAUAAAUGUUCACACAUACGCACACGCAGACACACACACACACACACACACACACACACACACACACACACACACACACACACACACACACACACACACACACACACGCGCGCGCGCGCGCGCCCGUUUAUAUUUUGCCAUUUUACAUAGUCAUAAGAGGCGUUCCCUGCUGUUGAUCAUAAUGUUAAGUCGAUCUAAUGAAAAUGUUAUUAUCAAAAAAAUCUUUCUUA
Molecule: messenger RNA, 1412 nt
Organism: Penaeus indicus
Lineage: Eukaryota; Metazoa; Arthropoda; Malacostraca; Decapoda; Penaeidae
Exons: 2
Coding region: 567-1028 (153 amino acids)
Biological process (GO): glycosphingolipid biosynthetic process
Molecular function (GO): hexosyltransferase activity
Source: RefSeq, a predicted model, not a curated record